Molecule: messenger RNA, 1604 nt
Organism: Malaya genurostris
Lineage: Eukaryota; Metazoa; Arthropoda; Insecta; Diptera; Culicidae
Gene: mats
Product: MOB kinase activator-like 1
Exons: 3
Coding region: 256-903 (215 amino acids)
Biological process (GO): positive regulation of protein phosphorylation; hippo signaling
Cellular component (GO): nucleus; cytoplasm
Molecular function (GO): protein kinase activator activity
Source: RefSeq, a predicted model, not a curated record
CACCGACCGUCGGAGAAAGAUUCGAAGAAAGUGUUGCAGUUUUCGCGUUAUGAUUCUCUGUGUCUAAUUAUUUGGUUUCUCGAUUCAAUUUAAGUCAAUAUUACUUAGUUUUUGUUUGACCAAUUCGUUUGUUUAUCAUCUGUGUGCAUUUAGUCUGAUACAUUCUGUGGUGCUAAGAACAACUUGAGUUGUAUAUCAACUCUAGAAACUUCAAACUAGAAGUGUUAUAAAGGAGAUAUCUUUCAGCGACGCAAAAUGAGUUUCUUGUUUCGAUCUAGUAAAACCUUCAAACCCAAAAAGAACAUACCUGAGGGAACGCAUCAAUAUGACCUCAUGAAACAUGCUGCCGCAACACUUGGGUCCGGUAAUCUUCGCAAUGCAGUGCAACUACCUGAUGGUGAAGAUCUGAAUGAAUGGGUUGCUGUCAACACUGUAGACUUUUUCAACCAAAUAAACAUGUUAUACGGAACCAUCACGGAGUUUUGCACUGAAGACUCGUGUAGCAUCAUGUCAGCUGGGCCAAAAUACGAAUAUCACUGGGCUGAUGGUCAAACGGUAAAAAAACCAAUCAAAUGUAGCGCACCAAAAUACAUCGAUUACUUAAUGACCUGGGUGCAAGACCAACUGGACGACGAAACGUUGUUCCCAUCUAAAAUUGGAGUUCCUUUUCCGAAAAAUUUCAUUCAGAUUGCUAAAACUAUCCUGAAACGAUUGUUCCGAGUGUAUGCUCAUAUCUACCAUCAGCACUUUUCGGAGGUAGUUCGGCUGAGCGAGGAGGCCCAUCUAAACACCUCGUUCAAGCAUUUUAUUUACUUCGUUCAAGAAUUUAACUUGAUUGAUCGGCGUGAGUUAGCUCCUUUACAAGAUUUAAUCGAUAAACUCAUUACUAAGGACGGUCGAUAAGUCUACGAUCAAAACAAAAAGCUAACGUUUUGUUUUAUUUAGAGAUAAUAUGCCUACAAUACAGUAACAUUAACGAUUUUUACAAUCUACUCAUUUUCCCCCAAUAGGUAAUGUAGUCUCUAUGUAUAGAACGUUUGUUCCAAGAUCUAGAAAUUCAAAUAAUUCGUCCACAGUUUCUUAUCUUAUUUUAGUUAUUUAAUUUGUUAAUUUUACAAUACAAUAUAUUUUAAGAUUUAAUGUUAUUUUUGUCGAACAAGCCAGCUUAAACGAUAAUCAAUUUAAAAAUGCAUAUGUAAAUAUUUGUUUCAAUCACACAUGCAAAAGGUUAAUUUUACUUUAAAAGUAUAACGCGCGCAAUAUGUCUAUACAGUGUGAUUUACAUCAAUUAAUUUCACCGCCUCUGUUUGGAGUAUUCGAGCUUUGCUGCAACGUCUGUCGAAAUCUCACGGACUCAACAAGGACUGAUCGGCUACGUUGUUUCGCUUUGUAAAGUCGUUCAAUUUAGUUGCCUCGAAAUGUACAAUAAAUACCAAAAGCUUAAUUCUCUAAAUAUGACAGCGCCACAGCACACAGACAUUAAAGUUAUCAAACGUCAUAUACAACCUUAUAUAUAACGAUCAUAUGAAUGAUUUGAUAUAAGACGACUGAUCAUUGAAUUCUGAAAUGAAAAUAUACAUUUGUAAAAAAUAUAAUUCAACAAA